UUUUAGACUCCACAUGAGGCAGGAGCAAGCCGUUUCUAGCUGAAGUCAGAGUCAGAGGCUACCCAGUACGCUCUGUCCUCAGUAAUAGACUGGACAGAAAUUAUUCUUCCUUUUGAUAACAGCAGAGGCUAAAACCUACAGAGCGCAAAUAUGUCAAACGGCAGAGAUACCGAUGACCUCAAUGAAGAAGACAUUGAUGAGGAUGAACUCCUUGCUAUGCUUUCACCUGAGGAGCUUAAGGAGCUUCAGAGUGAGAUGGAUGUUAUUAUUGCCCCAGAUGACAGUGUACCGGUUGGACAGAGACAGAAGGACCAGACAGAAAAGCCUCCGACAGGGACGUUCGACCACAGAUCCCUAGUUGAUUACCUCUACUGGGAGAAAGAGUCCAAACGCAUGCUUGAGGAAGAACGAGUGCCUGCUACUUUGCUGCCCAGUGAGAAAACUUUGAUGGAGGAAGCUGAAAAGAAAGAAAAAGAAGAAAACACAGAGACUGUGGAAUAUGAAGAGUAUGAAGUGAUAGAGGAAGUCAUAGUGGAAGAGGCUGUAGAUGGUGCAGAUGGAGAGGAAAUUAUAGAGGAGAUAAUUGAGGAAAUUAUUGAAGAGGUUGAUGAGAGUGACGAAAAGGGCAAAGAGGUGGAAGUGAAAGAUGAGAGAGAGGUGAACCUACCUGUGAAUACAGAGAGUCAGGAAAAUAUAGACAAACAUGUAAGUCCUCCGGAAACCAACACAGAAACUGUAACAGAAAAAGAUGGCAAUCAGCCUUUGUUAGACACAGUGGAACAGACUGAGAGCUUAGCCCCCAAACACAGCAUGUCACACAUUGAGGAGAAAGAGGAAAUUAAAAUGACAGACUCUCUGCUUCCCAAAGAUGCUCCAGAGGAGCCAGAGAUAAAUGAAACCAAUGAUAAGCUUCCACAGAAAGAAGAGAGAAAAAUUAACAAAUUAAAAAUUCCAAAACUUGCACUCAACAACAUAAAAAUGACAUCAAGGCCUUCAGGAAAUGAGACAAACUUGGAGUCGACACUUGACAAGAUCCGGAACAACAACCCCUCUAUCACUGAGGUAAACCUCAACAAUAUAGAAAACAUUCCCAAAGAAAUGCUCUUGGACUACGUCAACGCCUUGAAGAAGAAUAAACAUGUGAAAACCUUCAGCAUAGCCAACACCGGAGUCGAUGAAAACAUAGCUUUCAACUUGGCCAACAUGUUGCGAGAGAAUCGGAGCAUUACGACUUUGAAUAUCGAGUCUAAUUUUAUAACUGGAAAGGGCAUCGUGGCUAUCAUCCGCUGCCUCCAGUUCAACGAGACUCUCACAGAGCUGCGAUUUCACAACCAAAGGCACAUGCUGGGUCACCACGCAGAGAUGGAGAUCUCACGUCUGCUCAAGGCCAACAACACCCUCCUGAAGAUGGGCUACCACUUUGAGCAGCCGGGGCCCAGGAUGGUGGUGACCAACAUUUUAACCAGGAAUCUUGACCGUCAGAGGCAGCUGAGGAAGGAGGAGCAGAAGCAGCAGCAACUGAAGGAGCAAAAAGAGCUGAUGCAGAUGUAUGAGAACAGUCUAAACCUGCCUCCUGGUUUACUAGAGAUGCUGGGGUACAUACCACCCCUAGAAUUCUUGCAGCAGCACGGGCUCGUGCCACCCUCGUCAGAACUGAGCACUGAGCCUCCAACACACAACCAGACAGAGCAGCCAGAGCCUAAGAAGCAGCUCAAACAUAAAAGCAUUCCCAAACAACCCAGUGCCGAACCAGCAAAUCCAUUAAGGGAUGUUCAGCUGAAGAGGACGCCCAAGAAACGUGACCCAUUUCUGGAGCUGGACCCAAGGGAUGACAGGAGACAAGAGAGGCCCAGUUUUCAACUGAGGAAGACUCCCAAAGUGAAGGAUGCUGGCAGUGGAGAGAUGACAGAUGAAAAACCCAACCUGACUGAUGUAAUUAAGACUUUGAAGCCUGUCCCUCGUAGACGAGUGCCGCCAAAAGUUGAGCUCACUCCACGUGAUCAGCUCCUAAAUGAGAUCAAAAAGAGCAAUGUGGCCUAUCUCAAAUCUGUGCCGCUCCCUAAAGUCCUGGAAUCAAGUGAAACAAGUCUCCUCUGAGGUUACAACUUGAGCUGUUUGUCUUCACCAUACUCUCUGUUUAUUUUAAACAUAUUUGGUAUCAGUCGUGCUAAAACUAUUCAAAGGAACUGAGUAAAUUAAAACACAGCUACAUUGUCAUUACAUAUGAAAAUUGUUUGCUGGUUGUUGUUCCAUUGAUGUGUUAUCUCACUAAAUGCUCGUCUUCUGGAAGUCAUAACAAUAAAGGUAUGAAAAUUAAAGUUCAUUGCAAAACAUGCUGUAUCUAAAUCAUAUUAAAAUGCAUUACCUCAUCAGUUUGCUUGUAGAGGGCUUUUGCACAUGAACAUUUCAAAAACAGAUUUGUAGAGUAGGUUUGUUUGAUUAAAUGUUAGAUGAUUCAUUAUGGAGCAAUGAAUGUACUUACCUUUUGCUAUAAAGAAAUCUUCUAUUCUUUG
This is a messenger RNA of Lates calcarifer (barramundi perch), 2513 nucleotides long. It is a transcript of the gene lmod3, whose product is annotated as leiomodin 3 (fetal). Gene Ontology annotation, cellular component: striated muscle thin filament; myofibril. The record is from RefSeq and is a predicted model, not a curated record. Gene Ontology annotation, molecular function: tropomyosin binding. NCBI's taxonomy places the organism in Eukaryota, Metazoa, Chordata, Actinopteri, Centropomidae. The transcript is spliced from 3 exons. Gene Ontology annotation, biological process: muscle contraction; pointed-end actin filament capping; myofibril assembly. Bases 151 to 2097 code for a protein of 648 amino acids.